AUGGUGAGCAGCGAAAAGUUGGCCGCCGUGCGUGCGCCGGCGCCGAUCCAGCUACCCCACGCACAGCGGUCGUCGUCUGAAAAGUGGAGUUCCAACCAGCAGCUCACGCUCGAAUACGCCAAGCGCCAAAAGAUGUCGAUCGCAUGGAUCGAGCGCAAGCUCGGACGCGACCUCUUUGCCAGCGACGAGGUCCAGCGCGACGACGAGAACGCGCUCUUUGUGCAAUUGCGCUCGGGUGUCGUUCUGCGGGAGCUAAUGGAGGUCUUGGCACCGGCGCACGCCAACAAGAUGCCGAUUGCACGGACGUACUCCAAGCUCCUCGCGCCGUGGAAGGAGCGCGAGAACAUUUCGAUCUUCCUGCACGACUGCCGCAUGUAA
Messenger RNA from Saprolegnia parasitica CBS 223.65, 378 nucleotides. RefSeq lists its product as hypothetical. The record is from RefSeq and is a predicted model, not a curated record. The coding region runs from base 1 to 378 and encodes 125 amino acids. NCBI's taxonomy places the organism in Eukaryota, Oomycota, Saprolegniomycetes, Saprolegniales, Saprolegniaceae. The transcript is spliced from 3 exons.